Messenger RNA from Chara braunii, 1521 nucleotides. The record is from the annotation of a GenBank genome assembly. Lineage: Eukaryota; Viridiplantae; Streptophyta; Charophyceae; Charales; Characeae.
GGUAUCUGCUGCCAUAGCCGGAAGUGCUCAUCUGUCGCUGGGCGCGCGGAGACAGGAGCAAGGUGAGACGAAAGACGAAGACGAAGAGAAUCAGGCACACGGUUUUCGAGUCGGUGUCUACGAUGGCGGCGAUGGUGGUCGUGCUGCUGCUGGGGCUUCUCCAGCUUGCCGUUCCUGGACUUGCUCAAAGUCCGCCACCUGGUACGGUAAAGAUCGAGAGCUUGACCUUUGCUGGCACUGGCUGUCCGCCUGAAGGUACAGAGGGCAUACUCUCCGACGACGGAAUUUUGGGUUUGGCUUUCACGAAGUUCAAAGUGUUCACCCCAGGACGUAAAGCUGACCUGCGGAAAACCUGCCAAGUGGCCGUCCACCUGAGCUAUCCUGCUGGGUUCACGUUUAGUGUGCGAACUGCGACAUUCCGAGGGUCCGCCCAGUUCGAGGAAGGCGUCACGGGUUCACUGGCAGCCACGUACUACUUCUCGAGAGUCCCAGGGACACCCAGAUCCUCGCGCAGCUUGCCUCCUCCCGUCGAAGGCAACUUUGAGUUCUCCAACAGCUUCGACACCUUUGUCUAUUCACCGUGUGGCAGUCAGUCGGUGACGCUCAAUGUCGUUUUCGGGGCAACAGUACUGCCUCCAUCCAGGCCGAAUAAGAACAACAAGGGCUCGAUCACCGUCACCAGGCCGGGUUAUAGUCUGCUCUGGAAGAAGUGCUAAGGGCAUACUCGUAUAAAAGCGUUUCUGGAGCAUCUGGCGGCAAAUGCAGCGAGAUCCAGUUCAGAAAGUCGUAAUGUGAGCAUGGCCUAAGCUGAUUUAACCAGGCGUCAACAACAGGGGGGGGCGGUCGUUCGACAUCAGCAAGCCACUUGGACAGAAACAUAAUGAGCGUCCGGGAGGGGCUCAGCCUGGAGAUUAGUGGAUUACUCUAUCGGUCCGCAGCUGCAUGGUAUUGUCCGGGGCGCGUCACUGAGCGUGGUCAGCUAAGAACUGGCGACAUCACCGAUGCAGGCGAUCGGACGUGUGUGUGUACAACAGCCUAGCCAGUUGUGGAACUGGUCACUCAACGAUCAUUAUAAUUAUAUAUAGAGUACGUAUUUAAUGUCUGGCAGGCGAGCGAGUUCCACGUCAUUUAAUUUUUAAACCUGGAAAAGAAUACGCUGGCAUCUAGGACUUCCGGUGCCUUGCGUAAAGAUGAAGUAGACGGCCGUAGCGAACAACAAGGGAUACUGCUUAGUAUUUAGUGCUCUCUGUCUCUGUCUCUCUCUCUCUCUCUCUCUCUCUCUCUCUCUCUCUCUCUCUCUCUCUCUCUCUCUCUCUCUCUCUCUCUCUGUGUUCACUUUUGUUGGCUUGGUGGCUUGCUCUUUCGCUUGCUCCAUGUUCGUGUGUGGCGCACAUCUUCAGAGUGCGAGUCGACAUCCACAGGAGUAUCUCGACCGUGGAGGCACGAAGUGCGAUAUUAGCGUGAAUAUGAUCUCCUCUCGUUAAGAAGAAUCGUCUUUUUCAAUGAAUUCCUGCAUAUGUU